GGAGCAUGGCCAAGCGCCUUAACCAGAUCGGGGUGGAGAACACGGAGGAGAACCGCCGGCUGUACCGCCAGAUCCUCUUCAGCGCCGACAGCCGGGUGAAGAAAUGCAUCGGGGGCGUCAUCUUCUUCCAUGAGACCAUGUACCAGAAGGCUGACGAUGGCACCCCCUUCGUCCAGAUGAUCAAGGACAAGGGCAUCGUUGUGGGCAUCAAGGUGGACAAGGGCGUUGUGCCACUGGCGGGGACAGAUGGCGAGACCACCACGCAGGGUCUGGACGGGCUUUCGGAGCGCUGUGCCCAGUACAAGAAGGAUGGGGCUGACUUUGCCAAGUGGCGCUGCGUGCUGAAGAUCAGUGACAACACCCCCUCUGCACUUGCCAUCAUGGAGAACGCCAACGUCCUGGCCCGCUAUGCCAGCAUCUGCCAGCAGAACGGCAUCGUGCCCAUUGUGGAGCCAGAGAUCCUGCCCGAUGGGGACCACGACCUCAAGCGGUGCCAGUACGUGACGGAGAAGGUGCUGGCAGCUGUCUACAAGGCGCUGAGCGACCACCACGUUUACCUGGAGGGGACCCUGCUGAAACCCAACAUGGUGACCCCCGGGCACUCCUGCCCCACCAAGUACAGCCCCGAGGAGAUCGCAAUGGCCACUGUCACUGCCCUGCGCCGCACCGUGCCCCCUGCCGUGCCAGGUGUCACCUUCCUGUCUGGGGGUCAGAGUGAGGAGGAGGCUUCCAUCAACCUCAACGCCAUCAACACGUGCCCGCUGAUGCGGCCAUGG
Messenger RNA from Mesitornis unicolor (brown roatelo), 776 nucleotides. RefSeq names its product aldolase C, fructose-bisphosphate (gene ALDOC). The annotation marks the transcript as partial. The record is from RefSeq and is a predicted model, not a curated record. Gene Ontology annotation, biological process: fructose 1,6-bisphosphate metabolic process; glycolytic process. The transcript is spliced from 6 exons. Lineage: Eukaryota; Metazoa; Chordata; Aves; Mesitornithiformes; Mesitornithidae. Gene Ontology annotation, molecular function: fructose-bisphosphate aldolase activity. Gene Ontology annotation, cellular component: cytosol.